AUGCAGCGGAAGAAAAACAAGGAGAUCCAUAAUGCAGUGGAAAGACAUCGUAAAGAGAAAAUCAAUGCUGGUAUAAAUCGGAUUGGAGAACUUUUGCCUUGCUCUCAGGCCUUGAAACAGAGUAAAAAUAUGAUUCUGGGAGAGGCUUUUCGUUACAUCACUGAGCUAAAGCGACAAAAUGAUGAAAUGCUGCUUAAUGGAGGAGACAAAGUCCAAGCAGAAGAGAUAAAGCGCUUACGGCACCAGCUGGAGGACCAGCGCAAGGAAAGUGUUCAUUAUAUUGAACUCCUCAAAGCUAAUGGCAUCAAUUUCCUGGAUGACCCCACUAUACACUGGAAAGGGAAGCAGCGCUGUGCAAAAGUAGCCAAAGUCACUCCAACUCACUUGAUGUCAAAGGGAAUAAUUGUCUACUCCAAUGACAACAACUUCUGUCCCGCAAGCAAAGUCUCCAUUCCACCAAAUCCGGUUUCUCAUCUUGAUAAACAACCGGCAAAUGAUGUAACUGUCCAACCUGCAUGUGAUAUUACAUUGGGUACGGGUCAGUCUGUUGGUAUUGGAGCACCAGUAAAUAAAGUUGUAGUCUCCUCUGCUUCUUCCCACAUACCUGUAGCAACUGUUAUUCCUGCUGUAUCAAAGCCAUGUCUUACAGUCUUGGAACAGUAUUCUCCUCUGGUGCCUGCUACUCCAAGAUUAAACCCUCCUAUGAAUUAUAUUACUCUUCAAGGUGUAUGUCCACAGCCUAUUGUCAGCACCCCAGUCCCUCCACAACUUCAACCAGAUAACCCAAUCCCCAGUCUCACUUCUGCUACCUGUCCGACCACACCUCUCAGACUUCAGCAUAUGCUUAGCCUAUCUUCACUGCCUCAAGUUGUGAUCAGUAACUCAGUGGUUCCUGUUGCUGCACCUACUGAAAUCCAGUCUGUUAGCACUAUCUUACCAGCAAGCUCUACCCUUUUUAGAACCAGUGCAGCUAGUAGCACUCAGACUACAUGGACAACACUACAGCUUGCAGGAAAUACAGUUCAACCUGUCUCUCAGGCACUCGUCACAGAUGGUGCCAGCAUUUCACAUAACCCUCAGCAACUUUCUGUAUGUUCAGCUGGGACAAAACACCUUGAGGAGCCUGCUUCUAUCCAUUUGCAACCACGGGCUCCUGUGCAACUGCAAGCCCCAACACCAACAUGUAUUCCUUUUCAGCCAUCUGGGCCAAGACCUCAGAUAUAUUCAGCAGUUGUGCCAUGCCCUCAGAGAGCAGUAGCACAACAGUCUUCAAUUUUAUCAGUGCCAGCCAUUGUAUCCCAAACCGUAGUGGUCCAUCAGCCUGUUGAAACACAGACAGCACAGUUGACCCAUCCACAAUCAUCUGUUCGGGCACAACCUGCAUUAUUACCAAAACCUCAACUCAACUCUGCUCUGAUGACCACCUGCAACCCCACCCUACAACCUAAAACUCCAGUUCAGCCUGCUCUGCCGUGCCAGCCUCAUUCCCAAUCUACAGUGGUGCCCCAAGCCCAGUCUGCCGUUGUGCCUCAACUGCAUCUCAGUGUGGUGCCUCAAGCUCAGCCAAUCAUAAAUCCACCAACUCAGCCUGCCCUUGUGCCUCAACCACAAGCUGCCACACUGCCAGUGUUACAGACAAUGCAGUUAUUGCAGGUGAAUUCUGAGGAAACACCAGUUGCUGUGACCUCCUCUCCUCCAAGUAACUCACAUGUUGUUAUUCUGCAACAGGGAGGCUCAUGUACAGCACCACAGGUUCUCAGAGAGGAUGUCACUAGUCAGACACCCUGCCAGCACAUUGUCAUAAUUCAGGCACCUACUUUGACACCUGCACCACAGAGUCAUCACACUGCCAUUGUGUCAACUGCAACCCCAACUUUAUCCAGUCAAACGACCACUUCAAACCCUACCUGUACAGCUAGCAUGCAGGCAGCUGGUACAAAGCAGUUGGUACAUAUUCUUCCACGGCCCUCAACCCAAUUGCAAGCACAAGCACCUCAGACUAUCACUGUGAAUGGACAAGUUUAUGUUCUGCAGCCGGCAAAGUCACCAGAUAAGGUAAACUCUCAAUCUGGUCAAAGUGUAACUCAGAUACUUCAGUCCACCUGUGAGGAAUCCACCUCCAAUGUUGCCAUGAAUUGUUUAGGUGCUCUAACUAAUCUUAGUCAGAGCAUUUCAAAGGUCUCAAGUCAAAGCAAUGUUCAGAUAUACUCCAUUACUCCACCUUCGUACACUACUGUGCAACGUCUUCCAACGUGUGGUUCAGAAGUCAACACUUCUACUGAAAUUGUUCUUUCCUCCUCUGUACCUGUACCAUCAACUGCUGCUGGCAGUGCAGUUAAAAUUAUGCCAAAGAAAGGUUGUGGGACUUCUGGAAAUCAAACCAGACGAAACUCAGUUAGGAGAACCAAAUUGGUUAAACGAAAGGAACCUAAACCUGGGCGAAGUUUGCAUAGAAUUACUGUCAAGAGUAAGGCAUUUGUUGCAAAUGAUACAUUUUCUGAGUUAUCCACUGUAGCAAAAAGUGUUGAUUCAGUUAGUUCUUUAAAUAAGGAUACGGUUUAUCAUGUUAACACGCAGCGAGGACCUGCCCUAAACAGUGUUAGUUCCACCUGCAGUAGUUCUGCAAUCAUUAGUGUCAGUUCAUCCAGUGAAAAAUCAGCAGACAGUUCUGUCACGCCUUCAGUAAAUGGAUCUAUUGCCAAGCCCACAUUGGCUGGUGGAGAGGUUUCAAAGUCUAAAGCAAAAUCUAUAGAUGAUGUCCACUUGCAUAACAAUGUAACAGUUAGUAGUGUCAGUACUGUAAGUUCUACUCAGGGUAACGUGGUUAUUUCUACAAAUUGUGGCAGCUUGAGUAAAGAAAUCUUUACUCCAGAUGUUGGUCCCCAGCAUAAUUGUUCAGUGGUUAGUGCUGCUCUCUCAUCACAGUGUAGCUCUGUGGAUACUGCUGUAACUUUGUCAGUUGCCUCAUCAGAAGUUAAUGUUAACUCUUCAUGCAGUGUGACAUUUUGUAGUGAAACUACUGAACAGAAUAAGGUGAGUAGCAGUUGUGUUUGCACCAGUAGAGAAGGCGGAUCAACAGAAUCAAGACCCAGUUUUACAGAGAGUUCCCCUCCGCUGAUCACUGUAAGCUCUGCCCAAAACAAUUCAAAAGGUAAAUCUCUUAAUUCAGACCUUUGUCAGCCUCCAUUACCAAGUAACGUAUCCACACCAUGUCAAACAUUAGGCAUCAGUGUUAAUUCAACAGAGGGUGGGCCAAUGGUUUCCAUCAUGGCAAAUCAGGCCAUUUCACAAACACAAGAUGAGUUUGCAAGAAGAGAAGAGUUGACUGACUCCUCUCAAAAUCAGACAUCAUUUAUUGUGCCCUCAACUCCUGGACAAGACACUUCUAUGUCAACACAACCUGUUCAUCUUCCAGAAACUUCUAGGUUAUCGGACACUUUCAAGUCCUUAAAACGACCAUCCACAAUAAAUAUGUCCAUGACAACCAGUGACCAAGGGAAUUGUGCAGAUUUCAAACUGCCUGAAUCAAAUAUGAACAUACAACCUGGCAAGGAUAGACAAUCUGAUGGUGCCCCAGAAAAGGGUGUGACAGAGAUAGGCGCUUUUGCUCAAAAAGAAACAGUUCCUCCACAACAAGUAUGUACAUUGGAAAAUGAUUCCUUUGAUCCUCCACUGGGAACCAAUAGACAGACUGAUUCGCCUCUUGCAGGAGGUUCAGGUGGAAGAGGGUUUUCUGUUGCAUCAUUGCUUCCAGCAGGCCACAACAUCAAUGCCUCUUCAAGUUCAUUUGGCGCAUUCACCUUCACUUCUGAGCAGGCAGAAAUAUUAGCAAUGGCUGCAAGAGCCAUAUUUGAACAGGACAGCCCAGGCAAGAGGGCUGCAGGAUGCAGUGUUGACAACCCAACAAAUACUUCUGUCACAGGGUGGGACCUUCCAAAAAUGCAGCCAGCCCCUUCUAACAAGGAUAGUGUGACUGACCAGCAGGUUAAACUAACAAAGCUGGCUGAUUUACCUGUGUCAGAAACUUCAUCUCAAGUCUCUGCUCGAGUUCCUCCAGUUGAGCCUUUAGGCAGCAGUACUACUGGUGUCAGACUUCCACAGAGCAUAGCUUACUCGCAGUCUCAGCCUAGUUCUGUCACCAGCCUUAAUGUUAAUAACCUCAUCAGACCAAGCUCUAACCAACUUUAUCCAGGAUCACCCAAUCUUGCACAGCAGGUUUCUGCUCCGUCGUCAGGAGUUGCUGCUGUUAUGGUGACUCAGUCUUCCUCACAAGUUCCCCCAACCUGUUCUGGUCCUGCUCAACCUAAUGAAUAUGCACCUUUAAAGAAUGCUAUGAUGCGAACCCAUGUUGGUAUUGGAAUGGUUGAACGUCAUCAGAAGGAUAUGCCAAAAAGGUCUUCCCAAGAUGACCUUAUUCUUCCAAAUAAGCGUUCAAAACUGUGUCCAGCAGGGAAUGUUGCAAGAGUGGACAUCAAGGCUCCAGAUCACGUGCAAAUGAUGGUUGGUCAGAUGCCCUCAAGUACUUCUGCAGUUAUGCCAAGAAAUCACUCUGAUGGUGUUGGGGCUCUGUUUUCUGGUAAUACUUUCAUGAGCACUGUGCUCCGCCCUACAGAAGGACACUGCUCUACUCAGGUGCCAACACAUGAUCAAACUCAGCCAAGUGUGGUUCACCUGCAUCAAGGACACACACAACAUAAUACAUCGCAAUCUGGGCUGAACUUAGGUGGAAACCCCUACCUCAAGCAUCAACAACAACAAGAACAAAGACACCUUUACCAGCUUCACCAUCACCUGACACAACCAGAAUCUCAGAUCCACAGUAUUCAUCAGAGGAACCUGCUGCAAGACCAGCACGUGCAAAAAAAGAGAGGAGUGGUGCGUGGUGGGCAGACCGGACCAAAUGUUGGUUUGCAGAAACCACAUCAUUUGGAAAAGAGUGGUGUGCAGCCUCCUCAGCAACACCAACAGCAACAGCAGCAUUCACAACAAUCCCAGCAACAUCAACAACAACAACAACAACAGCACCAUCAACAGCAGCAAUCACAGCAACAGCAGCAAAAAGCACAACAGAUUCAACAGCAGCAACAAUCACACCAACAGCAGCAGAUGCCACCACAGAAUUCCCAUUCACGUCAUCAGCAUCUUCAGCAGCAGAUUCAGCAGCAGCACUUUGGGGCUAGACAGGACAAAAACUGUGAGGCCCAACAGGCAGGUCAGAGGGCACAUCAAAACAAUCACUUGGGUCAGCCAGAACGUUCAUCUGGACAGGAUCAUGGGGCUGUGCAAAGACUAUUGGGGUCUCGUUCAAUGGAGCAGCAGCAGUUGACCUCUCAGGCUAAUAAUUCUGUUUCGCGUUCUUCGGAUCUUGCUUGCACUUCAUCACGUCAGGAGCGCCACCGUCUCUCUAGCUACUCAGCAGAGGCUCUGAUAGGCAAGACUUCUGCUACUGGUGAACAACGUAUGGGUGUGCACCUGCAAGCACCUCGAAGCAAUGCACAGGACCAGUCAGAAUUGCGAGGGUAUGUAGAUUCAUCACGUGGUAAAGGUAACAUUACUCAUAAUUCUCAGACCAGGAUACCACCUGACCAUGCUAAUAAUGCAAACGCCCAGAGAAUACCAGAUUGUGGACCUUUCAAGGCUCUGGUUAGUGGGCAUCAGCUAAAUAACUUUGAAGUGCAAGUGUCUCGAAGUGGUGAUAUGUCCAGCAAGUCUGUACCUCAAAUCCAGAGAGGUCCUCAGCCACAAACAGGAUUUAGAAUGAGUGCAGGGCCUACAGGGGAUGGGCGUUCACGUGGAACAUAUUCAGGUCCGCAUCCUGUUGCUCAAGGUGUGCACAUUGGAGCAGGAUUGACAAGAGAACAGGAGGGAUGUCACCAGAGCUUUAUGCAAAGCCUUUUGGCACCUCAUAUUCCUGAACAAAAUGGGCACCAAAGGGCAGCCCAGGGCUGUACCCCAGGGAGUAUAGAAUACAACUGUGUUCCUGGGACCUCUGCUGGAGAACUUCAGGCUAAAUCUUCUAGCCCUAGUUUGCACCCUGCACAGAAAGCUGCUCCCAUACGUCUAGGGGACAACAUCAAAGGCCAUAUUUCUCAGCUCAGCGCAAAUUUGCAUGGUCCACCUGUGAGAACAGGUCCACCCCAUCCCCCAACACCACACAGCAGUUCAGACACAGGACGUAAUCAAGGCUCAACCAGGUCACUCUCUGUUAGUCAACGCCCCCAUCAUAUUGGACCAGAUCCACAAAGCACAAAGAUUCGUCCAGGAGAUCGACCACGUUCAGGCAACUUGAGACCUGGAAAUCCUUUUGAACCAGAAAGUUCUUUGCCUCAUCCAUCAGGUGGAGGAGUGAUCCUUAGCCGUACACAAACAGGAAGUGAAGCUAGACGAAGUAACAUUGUGCGUUUCAUGGCAGAUGGUGCUCAGGUCAGUAGUGACAACAAUUUAGUGUCCGAUCGCUGUGCCGUGUCUGAUCUUACCCAGAACUUUGGCUUUUCUUUCAUUACUGAAGGAGGAAUGAACCCACCACCUCCCAUUAAUGCCAAUGCAUCUUUCAUCCCACCGGUCACGCAGCCCUGUGCCUCUCGCAACCCAGCCCUCCUUCCUGUGGAACCUCAGAACACUUUACCUUCAUUUUAUUCCUCAUAUUCCCCUGCGGCUCAUCCUAGCCUUCCAAGUGAGAUUCCUUUACAGUAUUUCUCAAACCAGAUGUUUUCAAGUCCAAGCACUGACAAGAGUGGCAGUGCACCACUGAACAACCGCUUUGGUUCUAUUCUUUCUCCCCCUCGACCUGUGGGUUUUGCACAGGCCAGCUUCCCACUUCUCACAGAUAUAACACCAAUGCCAAUUGGAAAUUCUUCAGGCAUCACACCUCAUUUAUCCAACUUUAACCUGACCUCAUUGUUCCCUGAAAUUGCCACAGCAAUGCCUCCUGAUGGCUCGUCUAUGCCAAUGUCUCCUUUAUUGUCUCUUGCCAACACUACUUCCUCAGAUUCAAAUAAACAGUCUAAUCGGCCAGCCCACAACAUCAGUCAUAUCCUGGGUCAUGAUGGGACUUCUGCUGUUUAAGGUUUUAUAGGGUUUUUCAUCCCUCACCACAUAAUUUUUUUGCCCUCACCACUGCAUUGGUUUUGUAGAGGAUGGCCAUGGUGUAAAGACUUUUUUAAUUCCUCAAAAGCAAAUAAAGCGUGGAAUGUUCUCAACUCCCAAGUCAGGAUAACUGUGGAACUAUGGGGGCAAAGUAAAAUAUUGCAUUAUGUCUGUUAGCCUUUGGUUGGUUAUUUUUGCUUUGUUUGUCUGCUGAUAGUUUGGGCUGUCAUGGUUCUACAUGAUGUAUAACUUGUUUUGUAUUUUUCUUAAGAACAGCUCACAUUGUUUAAUAGAAAAAGUAAUGUCUGUAUGUUCUUUUACUUUGUAGCAACAAUAAUGAAAUGUUAAAGCAAAUAAAAGGUUAUAAUUUUG
Messenger RNA from Sinocyclocheilus grahami, 7458 nucleotides. Its product is annotated as basic helix-loop-helix domain-containing protein USF3-like. The coding region runs from base 1 to 7065 and encodes 2354 amino acids. Gene Ontology annotation, molecular function: DNA-binding transcription activator activity, RNA polymerase II-specific; protein dimerization activity; RNA polymerase II transcription regulatory region sequence-specific DNA binding. Gene Ontology annotation, biological process: positive regulation of transcription by RNA polymerase II; negative regulation of epithelial to mesenchymal transition. The transcript has 5 exons. Lineage: Eukaryota; Metazoa; Chordata; Actinopteri; Cypriniformes; Cyprinidae. The record is from RefSeq and is a predicted model, not a curated record.